Molecule: messenger RNA, 12634 nt
Organism: Lampris incognitus (smalleye Pacific opah)
Lineage: Eukaryota; Metazoa; Chordata; Actinopteri; Lampriformes; Lampridae
Gene: igf2r
Product: insulin-like growth factor 2 receptor
Exons: 51
Coding region: 614-8158 (2514 amino acids)
Biological process (GO): lysosomal transport
Cellular component (GO): trans-Golgi network
Molecular function (GO): D-mannose binding; signaling receptor activity
Source: RefSeq, a predicted model, not a curated record
UUAAAAUACAAUAAAUUACACUUGUGAAACAGAUGUAAUUAGAGAAAAAAGUCCUGUUACCCUUUAUAGUUUAGGUAGAUAAAGGUCUCAGUCACAUCUGAGUAAAAUAAUCCUAUUUCUAUAAAUGUCAUAGGAUCUUUUUUUUAAAGAUAUUUUAUUUUCACGGACCCCUUGCAAUUACACCACGGACCACUAGGGGUCCGCGGACCCCCGGUUGAGAAACACUGGACUAAAGGGUCCGACCCGUCAAUCAGCGGCCAUCCAUGCGCAUUACAGUAUACCCCUUUGGUUUUAUAGGUAUUUUGAAUUCAUCAGGAAAUUCCCCAUAAGACAGUAAAUAACACAUGUGAUCAAGUGACUGGUCAGUGUUCCAACACCAAACCACGUGUGAGAGAAAGUAGUCCUGUUUUUAUACUGGACGUCAGCGAGACAUCGUUCCGUCCUCGCCCGCCCGUCUCUGAGUCACACCACGUGACGCGCCCGUCACGUGCUGGCGUGUCACGUGACUCGGCCAGUUCCUGCUAGCUAGCCCCGCCGCACACCGUCGGGCUCUUUGCUGUAUCAUGUAGCGACCCACCUCCGGACUCCGACGACAGAUUGCGCAGGGGACAACAUGGGAUUUCCGCGCCAACCCGACCGCUCCGCGUCGCCCAGAACCCGCGUGAGCUCGAGCGUGUGGCUCGCCGCGUCAUUGCUGCUGCUGUGCGCGCUGGCGUCCCGCGGACAGGGCUCGGACCUGUGGUAUCGGGACCUCUGCAGUUUUAAAUGGGAGGCCAUUGACCAGGACAACAAUGUAAAGUAUACUCUGAAGCUCUGCGACUCUUCGCCGGAAACUAGCUGUGGGCCCAGCACUGCUGUCUGCGCCCGGAACCUGACGACACAGAAAGUCCGGUCUGUCGGUGAGCUGUCACUGCAGAGACUGACCGACCACGUGCUGGACUACAAUGGCGUAACACAAUGUCCCGGCAGCAGCAACAACGUCCAGACCAGCAUCAGCUUCCAGUGUGGGAAAACCAUGGGGACCCCCGAAUUCGUCACCGUGUCCCAGUGUGUGCAUUACUUGGAGUGGAAGACCUACGCUGCCUGCAGGAAGGACACAUUCAGACCACACAAAGAGGUGCCCUGCUACGUGUUUGGCUCGGAUGGUAAAAAGCACGACCUGAAUCCACUGAUCAAGCUGACCGACGGCUACUUAGUGGACGAUGCUGACGACAGCGUCGACUUCUACAUCAACAUCUGCCGCAGCCUCAAUCGCCCGGACAGCCCCUGCCCCGACGGCUCGGCCGCCUGUCUCACCACCAGCCAGGGGUCCUACGACAUGGGCUCGCCCACCCAGCAGCUGGAGCUGGUGUCCAGCGACAGGUUGAGACUACAGUACAAGGUCGAUGCUGGCUCGUCCACGCCAGACUUCUGCAAUGGACAUUCCCCCGCUGUCACCAUUACCUUCAUCUGCCCCUCCAGCAGACAGCAGGGCAGCAACCCCGUGAUGACGGCCAAGGCUAACUGUCGUUAUGAGGUGAAGUGGGUGACGGAGUACGCCUGCCACAGAGACUACCUGGAGAGCCACUCCUGCCUACUGACCAGCGAGCAGCACGACAUCUCCAUCGACCUCACACCUCUCAUCCUGGCCUCUUCGGACCACCCUUACUUCGCCGAGUUCAAGUCCAGCGACGGGCAACACAACUAUAUCUACUACCUGAACGUGUGUGGGAGUGCCAAGACGGAGGAGUGUGGCGAUGAGACGGAAUUUAUAUCAGUCUGCCAGGUGGGCAACGGAGACGUCAAGAAGAUCGCAGGCCGAUACCAGAACCAGACGCUCAGGUAUUCUGAUGGAGACCUGACUCUGAUCUACCCAGAUGGUAGCGACUGCUCCUCGGGCUUCCAGAGAAUGACCAUCAUUAACUUUGAAUGCAGUGAGGAUGCAGCCAACAAUGGGCGAGGGGCUCCCGUGUUUGCAGGCGAGACAGACUGCACCUACUACUUUGACUGGAAGACAGCUUACGCUUGUGUCAAGGAGAAGGAGGACCUGCUGUGUCAGGUCGCUGACAAAAGGAAACUCUAUGACCUCUCAACCCUCACACGAUACCCCGAGUCUGAGGCGGCCCAGAACUGGGAGGCGGUAGAUGCCAAUACGCCAGAGUCAGACCAGCGUCGCUUCUACCUCAACGUCUGCCACAAAGUCAUCCAGAGAGGAGCUGCCACGGGCUGCCCUGACGAUGCCGCCAUCUGUGCCGUGGACAAGGACCACAGAGCCACCAGUCUGGGGAAGUUCCUCUCCUCCCCCCUGAAAACCGAAGGAGGAGACGACAUCAGGUUGAUUUACACCAAUGGCAGCGAGUGUUGGAAGAAUGUCAAGAUCAAAACCAUCAUCACCCUCAAAUGCAAACCAGGGGAUCUGGAGAGCGCUCCCAUCAUGCGGACCAAGUCUGACGGCUGUGUGUAUGAGAUUGAGUGGUACACCGCUGCAGCUUGCGUCCUGUCAAAAACCGAAGGCGACAAAUGCAAAGUGGAGGACCGCCAGGCUGGCUUCUCCUUCGACUUAUCGCCUCUCUCCAAACUCAACGGGGGCUUUUACAAUUUGACCAGCGGCGUCUACGACUACUACAUCAAUGUGUGCGGUGCCGUCACGGCGGCUAAGUGUCCUCCGAACGCCGGGGCGUGCCAGGUCGACAGAAGCCUGAACUCCUGGAGUUUAGGGGGGUCCAACUCACGUUUAUCUUACUACAACGGGGUUAUCCAGCUGACCUACAGCAAUGGCUCCCAGUACAACAACAGAGGACACACCCUCCGCUCCACCCUCAUCUCCUUCCUCUGCGACCGGGACGCCGGGGUGGGCAGACCUGAGUUCCAGGUGGAGGACAAUUACACGUACAACUUCCUGUGGUACACGUCCUACGCCUGUCCCGAGCGGCCCCACGAGUGUGUGGUGACUGAUCCCAAAACCUUGGAGCAGUAUGACAUCUCCAGCCUGUCUCGCACCAGCUCCAGCAGGAACUGGCAGGUCAUGGAUCAGUCUGACCCCAACAGCCUCAGGAAGUACUACAUCAACGUGUGCCGGCCCAUCACUCCUGUAACAGGCUGCGACCGCCAGGCGUCAGUCUGCCAGAUGAAGUACGAGUCACAGCAGGGUACCCUGACAGAAACGGUGUCAGUCAGCAACAUGGGCACAGCAAAGCGAGGCCCGGUCAUCGAGGGGCCCGACAGGCUGCUGCUGGAGUUCACCGACGGCUCGGCCUGCCUCUCGGAUGGCUCGCAGCAUGCCUACACUACACGCAUCCACCUCGCCUGCUCCAGGGGCGCCGUGUCGUCCGGGCCGAGGUUCUUAACUUACCAGGACUGUACCGCCAGCUUCAUGUGGGAGACCCAGGCUGCAUGCGCCAUCAGAACCGCCCAGAACGAUAGCUGUUCUGUGAUCGACCCAAACACUGGAUUUGAGUUCAACCUCCAGCCUCUGGCCUCUGAGCAAGGAUAUAAAGCUGAGGGCAAUGGCAAGAUCUUCAUGGUGAAUAUCUGUGAAGAUGUACCAGCCUGUGGCAAAGGGGUGGCGGGUUGUGAGUUGGAAGGGGAGCAACCUGUAGGUCCGGUGGGGGUGCAAAAGUCCCUCCAGUACUCAACGGACGGCCUGCUCACACUAACAUACAGGGGAUACCUAGACAAACCCACAGGGACCCGAGACAUCUAUGUCAUUAGUUUUGUGUGUGAUCCACACUCACACCCCGGCACUCUGAAACUGGUGAAAGAGGACCUGGGUUCAUCCACACAUACGACUCACAAUGUCUUGUUCGAGUUCUCCACUGCUCUGGCCUGCAGCCCUGCCCCAGUGGCCUGCCAGGUUACCGAUUCCCACGGUAAUGAGUAUGACCUGAGCCACCUGACGAGGGAUGACGACGACAGCCCCUGGAUUGCAGUUGAUACCUCAGACCAGGCUAAAACACGUCGCUUCUACCUGAACGUGUGCAAGCCCCUGCCUCCUGGUCACGGCUGCCCCAUGGGUCCGCUGGGUGCAUGCGGCAGUAUUGGCGGCACCAGUGUGAGUCUGGGUUACAUCCAGUCCAGCCCGCAGAUGGCAGGGGACGGCUCCAUCAGCAUUCUCUAUCAGAACGGAGACCGGUGUGGUGCCACAACUCGCUACUCCACCCGCAUCAUCCUCCAGUGCGACGACAACCCGGGUUCCCCUGUGUUUGAUCGUCAAGACGGCUGUGAAUAUGUUUUCAUCUGGAGGACCUCUGAGGCCUGCCCGGUUAGGAAAAGUCAAGGCGAAGAGUGCCGAGUGCAGGACCCGCGGAGCGGCUAUGAGUUUAACCUGAGCUCCCUGAAGGGGAGAGAUUACCCCGUGAGGAGUGGCAAGUACAUCUACCACCUCUCAGUUUGUGGGGGGCUCCAGCGCGGAGUCUGCACCAACAAGGAAACAGGAAGUGACCUGGUCUCUUGCUGCCAGGUGGACGGAAGCACUCACAAGAUAGCAGGUAUGGCCUCCCAGACUCUAAGCUUUGUGGGUGACCAACUCAUCCUGAACUACACCAAUGGAGAGACCUGUCAUAAAGUCUACAAGAGAUCCACUGAGAUCUACUUCUCCUGCCAACCAGAUAUGCACCCUGGGGCUCCAGAGUUCAUUAAGGAAACACUAGAGUGUACCUAUCUGUUCAACUGGCGCAGCGCCCUGGCCUGUGUCCCUGUCACAACCUCCAGCUGCUCCUAUAAUGAUGGCCGUGGGCACUCUUACGACCUUUCCUCCCUGGCCAUGGACGGUCGGAAUUGGGUGGUGGUGUCCUCUGCUGGUGACACCGAGAGACGCUUCUAUAUUAACGUUUGCAAGUCGCUGGUGCAGCAGGGAGGUUCCUGGAAGUGUCCGUCGAGUGCGGCGUCCUGUCUGAAGGACGGCGACGUUUACGAGAGCUUAGGGGAGGCCAAGUCUGCCCCGAGUUGGGACAGGGACGUGCUGAAGCUGGAGUACACUAACGGACACCUGUGUCCGGACAACAUCAGGAGGAAAAGCACCGUCAUCCGCUUCCUGUGUGACAAAGACAAAGUGGACACACGCCCCACCCUGAUCUCUGCCAUUGAAAACUGUGUGUACACCUUCCUCUGGUCCGCUGCCGCGGCCUGCCCUCUCAACAGCAGCCUCCAUGAUGACUGCAGGGUAACCAACCCUGCUACAGGACAUCUGUUCGACCUGAACCCCCUGCAAGUGACUGGAGGCUACACCAUCUACGACCACGGCGACUACAGGAAGAUGUUCCGCCUCAACGUGUGUGGGGAGAUUGCCAAGGCUGGAUGUAGCCCUGGGACCGGUGUUUGUAUCAAGGACAGUAGCAGUGCAGUGAGUGCUGGUCAGGUCAGCAAGAAGCUAUCCUACCUGGAUCAGGUGCUGGAGCUGACCUACGAAGGAGGAGAUGCCUGCACCGCUAACCCUGCCCUAAAACACAAGAGUGUCAUCAGCUUCAUCUGCAGGUCUCACAGCUCAAGCUCGACCCCCAGUGAGCCAGUCUUGGUGGACUCAGAUGUUAACACCUGCACACACUUCUUCUCCUUCCACACUUCGCUUGUCUGCGAACAGCCUGUGAAGUGCUCCAUCCUUAAUGGCUCUCACCUCAUCGACCUGACUCCUCUAAUUCACAUCACCGGCUACUACACUGCCACAGAUGAUGAUGUGGAUCCAAAUGAAGGGUCUCCAGACUUCUACCUCAACAUCUGCCAGCCUCUCAACCCCAUACCUGGGGUGACAUGUCCCCCUGGAGCUGCUGUUUGCAUGGACCCUGAUGAUGGACCACCUAUUGACAUAGGGAAGUCGACCGCUGGUCUGCAGAUCAACAGUGCAACCAACGAGGUGUCAAUCACCUACACCAGCUUCACCCGCUGCUUGUCUGAUCCCGCUCAGAACUAUACCUCCACCAUCAUAUUCACCUGCCAGCGAGGCCUGGAAUUAGGCUCUCCUCAGAUGAUUCGCCAGCAGGACUGCCUCUUUGUGUUUGAGUGGGCUACCCCCGUUGUGUGUCCUGACACCACGCAUACCACCGGCUGCCAACUCCAUGACUCGCUGCUCCAGUUCACCUUUGACCUUUCGUCCCUUGCUGGAGAAGUCUCGGUACCGGUCGGGUCAAAGAGCUACCGGAUCAACGUCUGCAGUUCAGUGGCAGAGCCGGCUUGUAAGAAGAGUGCCGUGUGCAAGAUAUCCGAUUCAGGGGCACCCACGUCCGCAUCGUCAUUUGGGAUCAGUCAAGUGAUGACCAUGGACUACAAGGUUGAGGAGCAGGCGAUACUGAUGCAGUAUGGAGGCGGGGACCCUUGUCCACCAGUGACGGAGCAUGAGGAGGUAUGUGUGUUCCCCUUCACCUUCACACAGAAGGAGUAUACAGAAUGCACCACAGAUGGAGGGACGGAUGGCAGGAAGUGGUGUGCCACCACCUCCAACUACGAUGUAGACAAGAAGUGGGGAUACUGUGGCGGAGUGACCGGUACACGUCAGUCCUCCAUCAUGUUUACCUGUGACCAGACCGCAGGACACGGUUCCCCCAAGCUGCUGUCAGAGACGGGGGGCUGCUCGGCCAGCUUCCAGUGGCGGACCAGCGCGGUGUGUCCACCCAGAAAGAUGGAGUGUAAGCUGGUCAGCCAGCACCAGACCUUCGACCUGCGCACCCUCUCCUCCCUCACUGAGCCGUGGAAGUUCAGCCACAGUGGAGACUCGUAUUACAUCAACCUAUGCCAGGGUGUCCACUGUGAGCUGACAGAUUGCCCAGAGGGGGCAACAAUUUGCAGGCAUACCGCAGCAGGAAAGACACAGGCCCUGGGCCGGGUCUACACCCAACAGAUGAGCUACACAGAUGAAAGAAUUGUGGUGAGCUACUCCAUGGGGGAUGCUGUGUGUGAUAAAGGCCUGAGGGCGAAGACUACGAUCAGACUCAACUGUGGCACCACUGUUGGACACCCCAAACUUAUCAGCAUGGACGAAGCCACAUGUGAGUUCGUGAUUGGCUGGGAGACUCGUGCGGCGUGUGCUGUCAAGCAACGUGAGGUGACCAUGGUCAACGGGACCAUCCAAGUCCCAGACACCGGGGUCAUCCUUAGUCUGGGAGGUCUCUAUUUUAGCCAUCACCAAGCUUCCGGAGACAACCGUCCCAAUGGGGACAACUACGUCUACCACAUCCAGCUCUCAGGCAUCACUAACAGCUCCAUGCCCAGCUGUGUUGGAGCCAACAUCUGCCAGGUCAAACUCAACGGAAACUUUCAGCGCAAGAUAGGCUCCUCCAGCAAAGCCAAGUACUACAUUAAAGGAGGCAAUCUGGAUGUGAUGGUGCCCUCUGAGUCUGUAUGUGGACGGGAGAAGACCAAGACGGUGUCAUCCACAAUCAUGUUCCACUGUAACCCUUCAGCGGGGGAGGGCAUCCCAGAAUUCAUGCUGGAGACAGACGGAUGCCAAUAUCUGUUUAUCUGGCACACCAACGCCGUCUGUGGACUAAUUGAGACGUUGGAUGACCGAGGGACGGACAACGUGGUUCCGGCUCUGUCGGCGAGGAGUCAGGCGGUCGGGGCGGUGCUCAGCAUCUUGAUAGUGGCUCUGACCAUCUGUCUCCUGGUUCUGCUCCUACACAAGAGAGAGAGGAGAGACCUGGUCAUCCAGAAGAUGACCGGCUGCUGCAGGAGAGGAAACCAAGUUUCAUACAAGUACUCCAAGGUCAAUACGGAUGAAGAGGGGGGUGAGGAAGAAAUGGAGUGGCUGAUGGAGGAACUGGAGGCUCCUCCCUCAUCCUCCACUUCCUUCUCCCAUCAUGGCCAUAGUAACCACAGCAACGGUCACAUCACCACCAAGCCGGUCAACACAGACGGCUUGCGCUCCUUCUCACUGGACGAGCAGGAAGACGAUGACAGUGAGGAUGAGGUGCUAAACGUCCCAGGGGUGCGUGUGGUCACGUCCUCUGGACCUCCCAAGAGCACCAUCAAAGCCGCUGCUGCCUCCUCUCGCUUCUUGGGGCUCCGUAGUGCCUUCCUACAGGAGGAGAGUGAUGAAGACUUGGUCGGGCUCCUGGAUGAGUCGGACAGGAAGAGGAGAAGCCAGGGAGCCGCGAAGCUGCGCGCCGCCGGCCACAACCACGUUAAUGACACGGCAGCCAAUCUGAAACGAGACGAAGAUGACAGUGACGAGGACCUCCUUCGGGUGUGAGGUCACAUGAUGACUUCCUUACUCCCCCAGCCUCCCACCCCUGCCCUCACCGUCCAAUCAGAACUCCUCUUUCUCUGUGAAUGUCUCUAUAGCAGCAACAGCAACCAUAGAAGAAGAACAAAAUGGCAACAAGUCGAAACAUCUCCCCUUCUCUGGGACUUUUUACUGAACUGCACCCUCACUUGGCCUCCCGAGGAGAUUCUUUUGUUUAUGGUCCCCUAGCAACAGACUGUACCAAAAUAAACCGGAGGUAACGUUAGCACACGGUUUGCUGAUAUUUGUUGAUGGAUGAACAUUAAAUAAUCUGUUUGGUGGACCUGGGCGGCCAAGGUGUUAGCUUCUCUUGUUUCUAAAGGGAAUGAGGACACCGUCUCUUUUGCUGUUUACAGUUGCUACAGUUGCAGCUCGCGCCCCCCCCCCCCCUCCGCCCCCCGAGAAGAAAGUGUGAUGCCUUCCUGAUGACAAACUCGGUUUGCAUUUUCAUCGAUGAAUCGUUUCUUUGCAUUUGUCCACUAUGUACUGACAUGAUGUUCUGAGUACGCAUCAUUUUCUAAUGUGUGAAGUUCUGUGAUAUGGACGUUGUUUUCGUUUUCAUGUGAGUUGCUGUCACAUUGUUUUUUAUGAUUAUUUAAUGAUUGUUUGAGUUGAUUAGCGGUUUGUACCUCUGUUAUGUUGACUGUGCAAUGAGCAAACUCUGAUGGCCUUAAGUAUGGAUGCUUUCAUGGUUCAUAAACAAUGUAGGUUGAAUGUGGUUGUGGAAAAUGAGCUGUCGGUAUCAGUCUCGGUGAGUUGUAAGGCUGUAUUUGUUAAGAAGUACCUAUCACUCCCUGUCCCACUCCAAGCAAAGCCAUAUCUGUGCAACAGCCACCACUCCGCCAUGUGGGAGUUGUUUUUGUUUCUUUUUUCCAUUUGCAGUCACAAAUUGUCUAUCACAGGCUCAUUUUCCGAAUCGAGUUUUGAGCUUUUAGAAACGACUCCCUAGUAUGACUUGCUAAAUCACUAGCGUGGAAAAGCCAACUUGUGUUUUUUAUUUGUUUUGUAGAGCCGAAACUUCCCUUUUAAGCCAAGUGCAAUGUGAAAAUGGGACAGACCGACAUAAGACGGUGCCAUGAAGGUGUCUGGAUCGCAGCCAUUGCGUCCAACAUGCCGCAAACUCCUGAAACCGAUUUGGUUUUCCGGCUCAGCGGUCGAGCCGGUUGUUGAAGGUGCAGGGUGCCGAAGUAUUUAAGACCGACUUCUUCUUCUUGAAACAUAAACAUUCUGUUAACGGAGACGUUCUUCUUUCCAAAAUGUCAGGUUUUCAAGUGGCUAAAGCCUUCCUUCCUAGCGGAGUUUGGGGUUUACUGGCGGGAUGCUUGGGCCUACAUGGGAUGAGCAAUCACAUUGUGUUCUUUGUUAGCAGAGAGAUACUGGUGAAGCCUUGAUCACUUAAGAUAAUGUGUUGUGUUGAUCUGCUGGAACUCGCUAGCCUAGGUGACCUAUUUAUUGCAGUGUUUGCAUUGAUUGCAUCAUUGUGUAAGGUGUAGUCAGUGGUGGCAUUUCACAGAAUUGUGGUACAGUCCUCAGCAUAAAGCUGUUACGACACAGUCCAGAGCCAGUUGUGUAAAACUGCUUCAUAUGAUUUGUGUAGAACUGACCUGCCGCCAACAUCGACCUCCACUGAUUUAAUCUCAUUCACUUGUUCUGUUUUUGUUGUUGUUAAAGCCAAAGGUACUCAAGCCAGGAAACAGCAGCUUGCCAUUCAGGGUACCCCCCCUUCCCCAAUGUCCCCUCUUUGUCCUCCCCAAUUGUAUCUGGCCAAUGACCCCGCUCUUUUUGGACCGUCCGGGCGCUGCUCCGCCCCCUCUCUGCCGAUCCGGGGGCGCCCCAAGCCACCGGCUUCCCACCCGCAGACACGGCCAGUUGUGUCUGUGGCGACGCCCGAGCAAGCCGCCGGAGGCAACACGGGGAUUCGAACCGGCGAUCCCGUGUUGGUAGGCAACGGAAUAGACCGCUCCGCCACCCGGACGACCCCAUUCAGGGUAUUUCUAAAGCUUUGUACACAUGGUUUAUCAAACGAGAGGGUUUUUUUCUAAAUGGAGUGCACAAAAAGCUCGUUUUGCCCGCAGGGACGCCACAAAGUCGAGAGAGUUUAGUUUGUGCCACAGUUCUGAGACGUCGGUAUCGUACUGCCCCUCUGGUGCACGUGUGCGGUCUCGCAGCUCGGAUUUAGCUCGGCAGGUCUCGGGCGUCCUCGUCUCGGGUCGGGGGCUACCUGCGCAGCGGGGAGCGCGAGCGCUGCACGAGGGACUUCACCGUCGGCCUUAAUGCUCGGGCUCGAUGGUCGCGUGUAGGGGUGCAGAAAGAAGAGGAUACUCGACCCGAUGACGACGACGGAAAGAAAUCCAAGACCACGUUUACCAUCUCAGAACAACAGAGGUGGUUAAUUGUUUAUGUUAAUGACCUCUUGGUUUUCGCAGCGCUCCGCUGUUGUACCAGUCCCCUGUAAUCCAGGUCAAACGGUUCUUUCUUGCGCGAGGCGGUCUGGGAAGCACACUUUGGUCUACGUUGCGCCGCUGCCGCCUGUCAGGAGGCCGUGGGGUCCAUCACUGCGCCCGGUCCGCAGCCUACAUUCUGGGGCAAAACAACAAGCGCACACCUACCCCGUUAAACACGGAGCAGCCGGUGCUGAUGGAGCACCGGCUGCUCGGACCCGAGUUUUACUGGUCAUCUGGCGCUUCUGUUAAAUCCCGUUCUUGUUUCUUUCCGCAUCUAAACUUGAUUUCGCUUCGUGUUUUGCACAGUCUGACUGCUUGUAGUUGUGGAAGAUCACUGGCCUAGCCUGUAGCGAGCUUUGCUAGUUUGGACCGUGACGUUGGGGAUGAUGUGUUUCUAGUGUCACCGGUUAUUUUCUUGCCCGGAGCGGGAUUCGAUACAAGGUGUACUGCACCACAAGGCGACGUCACUAACCGCUCGGCUAAAGGGUCAGACCUUCUAGUCCAGUGGUUCUCAACCUUUUUGGGGUGCUGCACCCCCUGCGUAUUUUUGAUCUACCCUGAGGACCCCUCCACCCGAUCUUGGGGGAGGGGGGUUGCAAUUUGAUAGAAACAGUAGAAACUGCAUUUUAAAUUGCAUUAUAGCAUUUAUUCACUCUUUGGGGCAAAAAUAAGAGCUUUCAGUUGUAACUUAGAUAUAUGUAACAAAACAGAAUUUUUAUGCAGUAACUUUUAACAAUGCAAACGGGAGCGAGAUCUCUUGUUAAAAUACAAUAAAUUACACUUGUGAAACAGAUGUAAUUAGAGAAAAAAGUCGUUACCCUUUAUAGUUUAGGUAGAUAAAGGUCUCAGUCACAUUUGAGUAAAAUAAUCCUGUUUCUAUAAAUGUCAUAGGAUCUUUUUUUAAAGAUAUUUUAUUUUCACGGACCCCUUGCAAUUACACCACAGACCACUAGGGGUCCGCGGACCCCCGGUUGAGAAACACUGCUCUAGUCGAACGGCCAGUGGGUCUUAUUAGUAGUUUACAGUCGUCACCCACUCCCGGAAGCGCGCCCUCGCGCUUUGUUCUUCCCGCGCUCCGAAGAGACUUCUGAGGAUCUGCAUACUUCCGGAUCCCACCGCUGCCACCAAUGUAACCGGUUAUUUUGUUGCCCGGUGCGGGAUUCGAUGCGGGGUGUACUGCACCACAAGGCGACAUCACUAACCGCUCGGCUAAAGGGUCAGACCUCCCUAGUCGAUCGGCCAGUGGGUCUUAUUAGUAGUUUACACUAUGCCGCUAAUGCUAAUGCUAAUGUUGGAGGCGGAGUUCGUCUUGCCACGAAGCCACGCCACGCCCCGCUCCACGCGAGCGUCGCACAAGGGCACCUCGUUUAACGUCUCGCUCCGAAUCCCGGCUCGGGUCGUGCCUCGUGUUCUACGGUGCGAAGGGGAACUGAUGACGUCACGUUGACCCGGUUUGAACCUUCGGCGCUUCCUCCGGUUGGACAGCGGGUUGUGGCUAGAUGGGGGGGGGGUUGCUGCCGCCACGGGCGGAAGGGACGCAAAAUCUCGCCGGGCACCCCCCCCCCCAUCUAGCCACAACCCCUAGCUGACCUCCUGAGAGACAUGGCGGCGAAUUCGGAAGAGGCCCACGAAGGCUGUUUUCACGGCUUCCCUUCGCGUAGCAACGAAGUGCGCCCGGCGGGGUUUCGCCCCCCCCCGUCCGCGGCUGCGUCCCGCCCGGCCGCAACCGGCAGCGUGGCUGUUGUCGACAUGACGUCCAUCUGUGAAAAUACGUGAGGCAACUAGGUAGUGACGCAGUCAGGUGAUGCUUUAAUGUCUGGAGGCGUAAUUGUAAGUCGUGCUGGGAGCCUGUGUACUUUAUUUUAUGUUAUUACACCAUUCAGUAAAUUCAGCCCUCUGCUGACAGCAGAACUGAGUGAUUUUGAAUCUCGGCCCAUACUGGGGAAAGAAGCUCUGGACAGGUGUAAUGGCAUCUAUCGAUCUGUCUGUCUAUCUGUCU